Molecule: messenger RNA, 1147 nt
Organism: Drosophila serrata
Lineage: Eukaryota; Metazoa; Arthropoda; Insecta; Diptera; Drosophilidae
Product: transcription factor Ouib
Source: RefSeq, a predicted model, not a curated record
AUGAUAUAAAAUUAAGUUUAGUGCGAGCAUAAACAAAAAUUUGUUUUGGGAAAACGCGAAGGAAUCAGCUGUCUUGUUAUCAAAGUUAUCGAUAAUUGCGCUCAGCCAGGGGCAGGGGUGUAGUAAGGGGGAUCGAUACACUACAAAUCCCGAUUAUUCCCACCUCCAUGUCACGCACACUUUCAUACUGACAUGUAACGUAAACAAUAAACAAUUAACUUAAAAAUAGAAAAGCUCAAGAUGCGGAAUAAAAAUUGUCGCGUUUGCUCUGAACAGGAGGCUACACUCAACCUUUUUGAGCCAGAAAAUAAUCACCUGGUUCGCCAAAUUCAAUCUGUUACGGGAGUAGAGCUAAGUGAUAGAGCAGAACUCUCUAGACACCUAUGUCUGGUUUGCCUAAACGAUCUGAAUGCAGCUAUUAAAUUCCGCCAACGCUGCAUUAUUUCCGAGAAGCAGAAUCUUGAGGGGAUCGGCAGCCCCAAAGAUAACUCAACAAAAGAAGAUCAGAACGAGGAUAGAGAUGACACCGAUAUUGAGUUGUAUUUCACGAAGAAAGAUGAGGCAACUUUGCUCCUGGAGACCAGCGAACCCAUUCUGUUUCCAGGAGAAGGUGAAAAAGAGGCCCCCAAGAAACCAAAACCAAAGCCAAUUGGCCGAGGUGAUCGGUGUGUCUGCGGAGAUUGCGGGAAAAGCAUCAGCAGGUCCAACCUUUUAGAGCACAAGCUCAGGCACUCGGGCAUCAAGGAUUUCCAUUGUCAGUUCGGCUGUGGCAAGAGCUUUGUCACCCGCAAGGAACUGAUCCGUCACAAUCGCACACACACGGGCGAAAAGCCCUUCGCCUGCAGCUACUGUCCUAUACGGUUCUCGGAUGAAAGUGCACGACUGCAGCACCAUCGACGCCACAGGGACGAACGUAAUUUCCAUUGUGACGUUUGCGAUAAGAGCUUCAUCAGUUCCGGCUGCCUUAGCAAGCACAAGGUGAUGCACUCCUCGGAGAGGCUGUUUAGUUGCGAAAUCUGUGAUAAGAGCUUUCAUAGGAAAGCACAUCUGAGUAACCAUUUGACCACCAUCCCUCACCUGGAGAAGGCGAGUUGUGUAAAAUAUUGACAAUCUAUUGUUAUUUUUGAUGUUUAAAAUGUUAAAUUAU